This is a messenger RNA of Triticum turgidum subsp. durum (durum wheat), 378 nucleotides long. The record is from the annotation of a GenBank genome assembly. NCBI's taxonomy places the organism in Eukaryota, Viridiplantae, Streptophyta, Magnoliopsida, Poales, Poaceae.
AUGCCGCCUGCCUCCUCCUCUGUACCCCUCCUCUUACCAUGCCGCCGGCCUCCUCCUCUGCGCGUCUCCUCGUCGGUUGUCGCUCCAAUUCAUGGACCUCCUUGUCGCGGUUGUAGUGGUCGAACAAGACGAAGAGGAGCUGCAGCAUCGGGUCGGUGCAGCGGCCGGCUGCAGGGGCCUCGGUGGAAGAGACCAUCGAUGGCCGUCGACGGCACGGAUGACGACCAGCUGGUCUCAAUAUCCACGGAGGACGUCGUCCGGGCCUCCCGCCUUGUCAACAAUGAGAUCUGCGUCCUCGAGGACCUAACGGUGCUGAAAACAUACCUACCGAUGGAGAGAAGGGCUCAAGAGGGAGCGCUGAGCAUAAUGAUUCCAUAA